Molecule: messenger RNA, 1410 nt
Organism: Mollisia scopiformis
Lineage: Eukaryota; Fungi; Ascomycota; Leotiomycetes; Helotiales; Mollisiaceae
Product: small subunit of carbamoyl phosphate synthase
Exons: 3
Coding region: 1-1410 (469 amino acids)
Biological process (GO): L-arginine biosynthetic process; L-glutamine metabolic process; 'de novo' pyrimidine nucleobase biosynthetic process
Cellular component (GO): cytoplasm; carbamoyl-phosphate synthase complex
Molecular function (GO): carbamoyl-phosphate synthase (glutamine-hydrolyzing) activity
Source: RefSeq, a predicted model, not a curated record
AUGUUUUCUCGAUUUGUAAAGCCUGCGGCCUUCAAGCCGGCAGGUGGGAUCUAUAACCGUCUUGCGCAGCAAGCUCGAUUUCUGGCUACCGUGGAGGGAAGUGUUGGCCGUGCUAUGCCAGCUACUCGACCAAGGGCUACUCCAAUCUCUCAUGACCGAGCUACGUUUACAAUCAGGGAUGGACCAGUUUUCCACGGCAAGUCCUUUGGUGCCAAGUCCAACAUCUCUGGUGAAGCUGUCUUCACUACCUCUCUCGUCGGAUAUCCCGAAUCUAUGACCGACCCUUCAUACCGUGGACAAAUCCUCGUUUUCACCCAACCUCUCAUCGGCAACUAUGGUGUUCCUUCCUCCGCUCGAGACGAACACGGCCUGCUGAAAUACUUCGAGUCUCCGAACAUUCAGUGUGUUGGUGUUGUGGUUGCAGACUACGCUGAGAAGUAUAGUCAUUGGACUGCUGUUGAGAGCUUGAGCGAUUGGUGUGCUCGUGAGGGUGUUCCAGCUAUCUCGGGUGUCGAUACUCGUGCUAUUGUCACCUACUUGCGAGAAGUUGGAUCCUCCCUUGCUAGAAUCACAAUUGGAGAGGAAUAUGAUGCCGAUCAGGAUGAGGCUUUCAUCGACCCUGAGCAGAUCAACUUGGUCAAGAAAGUCAGCACAAAGGCGCCCUUCCACGUCAGCUCUCACAAUGGCGAUAUGCACGUUGCUGUUAUCGAUUGUGGUGUUAAGGAGAACAUCUUGAGAAGCUUGGUUGGUCGUGGAGCCAGUGCUACUGUCUUCCCAUAUGACUUCCCAAUCCACAAGGUUGCUCAUCACUUUGAUGGUGUCUUCAUCUCCAACGGACCUGGUGAUCCAACUCAUUGUCAAGAGACUGUUUACCACUUGACCCGUCUCAUGGAGACCUCCCAAGUCCCUGUCAUGGGUAUCUGUCUUGGACAUCAAUUGCUUGCUCUUGCUGCUGGUGCCCGAACCAUCAAGCUCAAGUACGGAAAUCGUGCUCACAACAUCCCUGCCUUGGACUUGACCACCGGCCAAUGCCACAUCACCAGUCAAAACCAUGGUUAUGCUGUUGACACUCCAACCUUGCCUGCAGACUUCAAGGAGUACUUUGUCAACUUGAAUGAUGGCUCCAACGAGGGCAUGAUCCACAAGACCCGCCCAAUUUUCUCCACCCAAUUCCAUCCCGAAGCCAAAGGUGGCCCAAUGGAUUCUUCUUACCUCUUCGACAUGUAUAUUGAGAACGUUCAACGCUACAAGAAGAACCAAGCCGUCUACCCAGCCGGUGUAGGAAAGGACAACCGCCCCUCACCCCUUUUAGUCGAUAUCUUGAGCAAGGAGCGUGUUGGCGUUGCUCCUGCUCAGUCUGUUGAGAACUUGGCUCAAGCUGCCGCUGUUCAACAGGCUGCUGCUGCUUAG